Messenger RNA from Phytophthora megakarya, 513 nucleotides. Lineage: Eukaryota; Oomycota; Peronosporomycetes; Peronosporales; Peronosporaceae. The record is from the annotation of a GenBank genome assembly.
AUGCGAGGGGAGAUGGACUGUAAAUCUCCCGGUCUGAAGCUGCUGAGACAACAAGCGUGGAACGCGCUGCGCGAACGGCCCGGGCACGAGUUUCUACAUGUCCGACGAGACUGGAACGCUAGUGCAGAUAUGUUGGCCGGACAGACACUCCAACGACAAGGAGGAAAAGACGCCCAUAGCGUCGAAGGGAUCGAGGAUCUGAAGACGUUGAAUCGGUUGGGAGAAGUGCUGCAACCCACGCUACCCGUCUCAGAGCGGGAAACGCGCGGUACAGAUGACCCCGUCGCUGAGCUUGAAACGCGCGGUCCCGACAACGAGAGACGCGGGACGGGGAGAGUCUGUCCUGUGACCACCCGGUCGCGCGACGCGUCCCGCCAAAUCACGCGGAGACAGCCGGAAGUCUUGAAGGAACUACCGGUACAACGGCUGAGACUGGGCCGGGUCCGUAUGGCGCAGGACGAAGAGCGCUGGAUAGCGAACCUCAAGAAGUUCCUAAGCGGAGAUAUCAGCUAG